Molecule: messenger RNA, 3841 nt
Organism: Equus caballus (horse)
Lineage: Eukaryota; Metazoa; Chordata; Mammalia; Perissodactyla; Equidae
Gene: DBH
Product: dopamine beta-hydroxylase
Biological process (GO): dopamine catabolic process; octopamine biosynthetic process; norepinephrine biosynthetic process
Cellular component (GO): secretory granule membrane
Molecular function (GO): copper ion binding; dopamine beta-monooxygenase activity
Source: RefSeq, marked validated
CAGCCAUGAAGGUCCCCAGCCCCAGCGUGCGCGAGGCAGCUUCCAUGUACGGCACAGCGGUGGCCAUCUUCCUGGUCAUCCUGGUGGCCGCGCUGCAGGGCUCGGAACCCCCCGAGAGCCCCUUUCCUUACCGCAUCCCGCUGGACCCCGAGGGGACCCUGGAGCUCUCCUGGAAUGUCAGCUACGUGCAGGAGACCAUCCACUUCCAGCUCCUGGUGCGGGAGCUCAAGGCUGGGGUCCUGUUUGGGAUGUCGGACCGUGGUGAGUUGGAGAACGCUGACCUGGUCGUGCUCUGGACCGAUGGGGACAGUGCCUAUUUUGGGGACGCCUGGAGUGACCAGAAGGGGUGGAUCCACCUGGAUGCCCAGCAGGAUUACCAGCUGCUGCGGGCACAGAGGACCCCAGAAGGCCUGUCCCUCCUCUUCAAGAGGCCCUUUGGCACCUGUGACCCCAAGGAUUACCUCAUCGAGGACGGCACCGUCCACUUGGUGUACGGGAUCCUGGAGGAGCCGUUCUGGUCGCUGGAGGCCAUCAACACCUCGGCCCUGCACACGGGGCUGCAGAGGGUGCAGCUGCUGAAGCCCAACGUCUCCGUCCCUGCCCUGCCCGCGGACAUGCGCACCAUGGAGGUCCGUGCCCCAGACGUCCUGGUCCCCGGCCAGGAGACCACCUAUUGGUGCUACAUUACUGAGCUUCCCGACGGCUUCCCCCGGCACCAUAUCGUCAUGUAUGAGCCCAUUGUCACCGAGGGCAACGAGGCCCUGGUGCACCACAUGGAGGUCUUCCAGUGCGCCACCGAGUUCGAGAGCUUCCCCCAGUUCAACGGACCCUGCGACUCCAAGAUGAAGCCCAGCCGCCUCAACUACUGCCGCCACGUGCUGGCCGCCUGGGCCCUGGGCGCCAAGGCCUUUUACUACCCAGAGGAAGCUGGCCUUGCUUUCGGGGGUGCCGGGUCCUCCAGAUUCCUCCGCCUGGAAGUUCACUACCACAACCCACUGAAGAUAGAAGGCCGCCGCGACUCCUCGGGCAUCCGCCUGUACUACACAGCCACGCUGCGUCGCUUUGACGCAGGCAUCAUGGAGCUGGGCCUGGUGUACACGCCCGUGAUGGCCAUCCCCCCGCAGGAGACGGCCUUCGUCCUCACAGGCUACUGCACCGACAAGUGCACCCAGCUGGCCCUGCCUCCCUCGGGGAUCCACAUCUUCGCCUCUCAGCUCCACACGCACCUGACGGGGAGGAAGGUGGUCACCGUGCUGGCCCGGGACGGCCGAGAGAGGGAAGUUGUGAACAGGGACGACCACUACAGCCCUCACUUCCAGGAGAUCCGCAUGUUGAAGAAGGUCGUGUCUGUCCACCCGGGGGAUGUGCUCAUCACUUCCUGCACGUACAACACGGAAGACAGGAAGCUGGCCACCGUGGGCGGCUUCGGCAUCCUGGAGGAGAUGUGCGUCAACUACGUGCACUACUACCCACAGACACAGCUUGAGCUCUGCAAGAGCGCUGUGGACCCUGGCUUCCUGCAGAAGUAUUUCCACUUCGUGAACAGGUUCAAUGGCGAGGAAGUCUGCACCUGCCCUCAGGCCUCCGUCCCUGAGCAGUUUGCCACUGUUCCCUGGAACUCCUUCAACCGGCAGGUGCUCAGCGCCCUGUACGGCUUCGCCCCUAUCUCCAUGCACUGCAACAAGUCCUCGGCCGUGCGAUUCCAGGGUGAAUGGAAUCUGCAGCCCCUGCCCGAGAUCAUCUCCAAGCUGGAAGAGCCCACCCCUCAGUGCCCAGCCAGCCGGGGUCGGAGUCCCGCCGGCCCCACCGUGGUCGACAUUGGUGGAGGCAAAGGUUGAGGGGGGGCUGUUUCCUCGCUCCCCCUCCAUGCCAUCCCUGUGGACUCAUGCCAGCUCUGUGCACCCUCACCCUGUCAAGACCCCCGUGGAAUUAGCUCUGUGUGUCCAGGAUGAAGGGGCUGGCCAAGCCCCUGCCUGGACCAUGGUCCAUUCCAGCAUUCUCCCCUCAGGGACCCGCUGCAUGGCUAAGAGGGUCCCACCUAGGACUGGCUGGACCAAGGCCCUGUCCACACCCUUCCGAUGCAGAGUAAGGAUAACCCGCCUUGGUGGUCUAGAGUCCAGGGGCCCGAAGCCCUGCCCAUCUCGCCAGGAGGGGCCCGUCCUCCUGGGACAUGAGCCCCGCCCGGCUGUGGGGCAGGCUCCUCUGAGACGGCCCGCAUCCCCAGCCCCUGCUGAUGGUGACUUGUGUGGUGUGCCAGUGCCACUUGGAUGUUUCCCCACGGAGCGGCUUGCCUGUCGCAGUGGGCGUCUUCCCUGAGACGGAGGCAGGACGAGCCACUUAGCUAGUUAGAGACGUGCCUGGGAAAUUGCUCCACUGCAGGGUAAAUAGAUAUUUUCGCCCACCUAAAGGCAAACCUAACAACAACCCUCACCACCACCAAAGACAAGACGGCGAAGAUCCAGACAAGGAUCCGGGUGCCAGCUCCUUGGGGAAAUGGGGCGAUUAGCCCAGGCUGCUUCUCUCCACGCUGGAACGGUGGUUAACAGACCAUCUGGGCUCUGGGGUCAGACCUGUCAGAAGCCCGGUUCCAUCUCUGGGGCUGGGUGUCACUCGGGCGGGCCAUUUCACCUCCCUCACCCUGGGUUUUCUCAUCUGUAAAAUGGGGCCAACGCUGUGUGGGUUGAUGAGAUGAUAAAGUCCCCAUGGGGGCCAGCACCCGGGGAAAGCUAAUACAGGGCGGUGUUGCUCCCACGAGAGAAAGCCUCGUCUGAACCUCCUCUCCGUGCCAGCGCUCUGCUCCAUGGCACAGCUGGAACAGGCCCCACGCUUCCCGGGUCAGUCUCCACCUCCCCCCCUCGGAGCUGCCUCCCAUGUCAGGCUGCUCUCUGACGGUUUCUGCAGAGAGUAACAGAUGGGGCUGUGUUCCGCCAAUUCAGCAAAACUCUGUGCAGCCUUUAGGAGAGAGAGGGUGAUGGAUGGGCCUCCCAGUGCCCCCUUUACCCCCCAGCAGAGUCAGCUAAGCGGCUCCUUCUCCUUCUGUGAGCCACUUCAUUACAGACAGGAACAAACGGGCCCGGACGCUCUGCACUGCACCCUAUAUAAAUCACGGCUUCCCGCGCCGUAAGUCAUGGGGCGCAAUGGCUGUGAAACGCCAGGCCCCGAUAGAAGCUGGAGCGCAGGCCGGCCCUUCGUCAUCUUUAUGGCCUCGGGUGACAGGUGCAGGAGAGGCCGCUCCCCAGAAGGGGCAGGCCUUGGAAGGUGUCCUGGAGCAUGCCCAGCCUCUGGCCUUGGUCUUCCAGCCCAAGCAGACCCUUCCCUCUGAUCAUGCCCCACUGCCGGCCCGGACUGGGGUCCUGGUGAGCACAGAGCUCUGGGAGAGGAUGUGAGGGAGACCCGCAAGCCUCGGGCAAGCCUGCCCAGGCCCACCGCGCCCUUCCUUGCUGGCCCCUGCUAUCACCUUGUUCCCCAAAUGCCCAGGAGGCACCUGCCACAUUCCAGUCUCGUCAACAGGGGAGCCGAGGUUCACAGAGGAGAAAUGCCUUCCCCGGGUCCCCUCCAGAGGAUUAGUGGGAAAUCACACCCAGUUCCAGAACCUUCCGCCAUCCACAGUGACAGUUCACACACACACUUCACUCACUCUCCCGCCCUCAGGCUGGUCAUCCUCUUCCUCCUGGGGCAGCCUGUUGGGCUCUCCUACAGAGACCACCGCUUGCUCCCUGCCCCAACCCGGUGCCCGGCUCUGACAACACCCCACCCAAUCAUCACAUUCGGUGUCAUUGAUAUUAGCUGCCACAGUGUGCACACUGGUUCUGUGCUAACACUCCCAAUACACCUACAACAU